AUGGCAAAUGAUGGGAUUCAGAGGAACGACAAUAGGAAAGCCUUUAAAACUGUACAGUUUUCUGCUUACUCUAAAGAGAUUGACAUUAUAAUGAAAAAAAUAUCAUUCUUGGAAAGAAACAUUACCCAACAACUAGACACUCUUCCUCAUUUUCCAGAAACUUUAUCACCAAGUCAUAAAGACUGUGUAAGUAGAAAGAACAGGACAAGAGGAAGUUGGAGUAAUCAGCUGAAAAACUUAUUAGGCAUUUACUCCAGGGACGAAAUUAUUAGUUUGGAUAAUUUAGCUGCAACGUUGCAUGACCAAGUUCUAAAGUUACAGGCUACACUUUUCCCCAAUGCCAUACUAAAACAGGUUCAUCUUGAUAACGAUAACAUAGAAAAUAAAAGAAUUUUAAAAGAAAUUACAUACGAAUAUUUUUCUAAGGAAAACUGCAGAGAGGGAGAUAAAUUCGGAGCAUUCAUCGUAAAAAGAAUUUUUUUUGGUGACUUAUCACUCGGGAUUUCCAUACUAGUCAACCAUACAACUUUUGAAUCGGCCACAUCGUCCAUAAUAGCAGUGAAAAGUUCUUUCAUUGAAAAUGAUUUCUUUUAUGAAGACUAUUUGAUUUUCGAUUGUAGAGUGAAACGACGAAAAAAAUUGAAGAGGAAAAUCUUGUUCAUUUCCACUACCAUGAAUUUUAAUUACCAAACCAAAGUCUAA
Messenger RNA from Saccharomyces paradoxus, 702 nucleotides. RefSeq names its product Sdd1p (gene SDD1). Bases 1 to 702 code for a protein of 233 amino acids. The record is from RefSeq and is a predicted model, not a curated record. The transcript has a single exon. NCBI's taxonomy places the organism in Eukaryota, Fungi, Ascomycota, Saccharomycetes, Saccharomycetales, Saccharomycetaceae.